This is a messenger RNA of Gossypium raimondii (Peruvian cotton), 2863 nucleotides long. RefSeq lists its product as uncharacterized. The coding region runs from base 127 to 2640 and encodes 837 amino acids. The transcript has 15 exons. The record is from RefSeq and is a predicted model, not a curated record. Gene Ontology annotation, cellular component: ribonucleoprotein complex; cytoplasm; nucleus. Gene Ontology annotation, molecular function: mRNA binding. NCBI's taxonomy places the organism in Eukaryota, Viridiplantae, Streptophyta, Magnoliopsida, Malvales, Malvaceae.
AAAGGCAACUUUCAACGACUGAGCGAACCCUUACUCUACCUGAACUUCGGCCUUUAGAAACUAGGACAGAAAAAAGAAAUUCCCUCGACAAGCGGCGCCCUGACUUAUCUCAAUUUGAGAGAAAUUAUGUCUAGAAUAUGUGUGAAAAAUCUUCCAAAACAUAUCGCGGAAGAUCGUUUAAGAGACUUCUUUUCUCAGAAAGGAGAAGUUACAGAUGCCAAGCUUAUGCGCACCAAAGAUGGAAAGAGUAGACAAUUUGCAUUUAUUGGGUACCGUACGGAACAAGAAGCAGAGGCAGCUAUCAAGUACUUUAACAAGUCUUAUCUUGACACUUCUAGAAUCAUAUGCGAGAUUGCUCGUAAAGUUGGGGACCCGAACACGCCUCGUCCGUGGAGUCGGUAUUCUGCAAAGAAACAGGAUAAUCUGACUGAAGCUACGGAAAACACAGUUGGGAUUAAAGGUUCUGCCUUAACUGAUUUUAAAGGUGGGAAAAAUGAUAUUGAAAAUGGUGAGAAUGAUGAUGACCCACAGCUUCAAGAGUUCCUUCAGCUUAUGCAGCCGAGGGUUAAGUCUAAAAUGUGGGCAAAUGACAUUGUACUUGACACCCCGGUAAAUCAGAGUAGCAAAGCUACUGAGAGAAAAGGUGUAGCUGAGAAGGAAGGCAGACAGACAUCGGCUCUGGUGGAGCCCGACUCUGAUGAAACCAGCAUUGCAUCGGAUGAAGAUGAAACCAAAGCAUCAGACAAUGUUGCCUGUGAUGAGGUAAUUUCGGAUAUGGAUUAUUUCAAGAGUAGGGUGAAGAAAGAUUGGUCAAAUUCAGAAAGUGAUGACGAUGAGGAAAAUGAUGAUGAUGGUGAUGGCCAAAAGGGAAAACAGAAGUCACUCUCUGAGAAUGUUAUCCAGGAUGAGACUCAAGAGGAUUCAUCCAAAGAUCUUGAUGGUGAAACCCUUGAUCCAGGCAACCCAUCUUUAGGCGUGAAAGAUGACAGAGAUGAAGUCCUUGAGAGUGGUCGACUUUUUGUUCGUAACCUGCCAUAUACAGCAAAUGAAGAUGAGUUGACGGAACUAUUUGGCAAAUUUGGUGAUAUCUCAGAAGUCCAUCUUGUUAUUGAUAAAGACACUAAGCGUUCCAAGGGAAUUGCAUAUGUUCUUUACAAGGUUCCAGAAUGUGCAGUCAGGGCUUUAGAAGAAGUGGACAAAUCGAUUUUUCAGGGUAGAUUAUUGCAUGUUAUGCCCGCAAAACUAAAAAAACCUGCAGACAAACAAGAGAUCAAUGUUUCAACUAACCAAGGUUCAAAAAGCUUCAAGCAAAAGAGGGAGGAAGAAAGGAAGGCAUCUGAAGCUGGUGGGGACACAAAAGCAUGGAAUAGUCUUUUCAUGCGCCCUGAUACAGUUGUUGAAAACAUUGCUAGGAAAUAUGGUGUGAGUAAGAGUGAGUUACUUGAUCGAGAAGCAGAUGAUCUAGCUGUGCGUAUUGCUUUGGGGGAAACUCAAGUGAUUUCAGAGACAAAAAAGGCCCUUACAAAUUCUGGAGUAAACAUCUCUUCUUUGGAGGAAAUAGCUGCUGGUAAAAUGGAUGGGAAAAAAAGGAGUAACCAUGUUCUGUUAGUCAAGAACUUGCCAUACGGUUCAUCAGAGGGUGAACUAGCUAAGAUGUUUGGAAAAUUUGGGAGUUUAGACAAGAUUAUUCUCCCUCCAACAAAAACAUUGGCCCUGGUUGUUUUCCUAGAACCAGCUGAAGCUCGUGCAGCAUUUAAGGGUUUAGCAUACAAACGUUUCAAGGAUGCUCCUUUAUACUUGGAGUGGGCUCCUGACAAUGUUCUGAAUAAGAGUUCAGCCUCUGAGGGUGACAAAAAGAAUAAUGUAGCUGUUGGUGAACAUGAUGUUAAAAGGGCAAUUCUGGAACAACAUGUAGAAGGAAUAUCAGAUGCAGAUAUCGAUCCUGAUAGAAUUGAGUCACGAUCUCUAUUUGUCAAGAACAUCAAUUUCAAGACCACCGAAGAGAGCUUGAAGAAUCAUUUCACUGAACUUGUGAAGGAAGGAAGAGUAAAGAGCAUCAGGGUAAAAAAGCACUUGAAGAAUGGCAAGCAAGUCUCGAUGGGUUAUGGUUUUAUUGAGUUUGAUUCAGUAGAGACAGCAACAAAUAUUUGUAGAGACUUGCAGGGAACUAUUUUGGAUGGGCAUGCACUUAUCUUACAACUUUGUCAUGCCAAGAAAGAACAAGCAGUGAAAAAUGUUGAGAAGGAUAAAAGUUCAACAAAGUUGCUUGUAAGAAAUGUAGCUUUCGAAGCAACAGAAAAGGAUCUAAGACAGUUAUUUAGCCCAUUUGGCCAGAUCAAGAGCUUAAGACUACCAAUGAAAUUUGGAAACCAUAGAGGGUUCGCAUUUGUGGAGUUUGUUACAAAGCAAGAAGCUCAAAAUGCACUUCAAGCACUUUCAAGCACUCAUCUUUACGGUCGUCAUCUGGUGCUAGAAAGAGCAAAAGAAGGUGAGACUUUAGAAGAGUUGCGGGCCCGAACAGCUGCACAAUUCACCAAUGAAGAAAAUGGGUUUCAAAAUCCAACUAGAUUAUCAAAGAAGAGGAAGAACAUGGAUAGCUUGGACGAUGGCAGAAAGAAGUUAGAAAAAUUCUCAGAUUAGCACUUGAAAUGGAACAUAGUGAAUGCAGUGGGGUAAGCAGGAUUGGCUUUUCUUCAAUUUCUGCUACCUCCUAUUUGUAUGUUAUGCUUGCUUUCAUUUUUUUUCCUUGUUAGAAGCUACAAGCUAGCAUCAAUUUUGUAGGCCGCUUUUGCUUUUUCUUAUUUAAUUUGUAUGAGGAUGGCAAAGUGUAAAAUAUAAUUUAUAGAUACUUGUUUAGAUCAAA